GGACGUCCACAACUCACCAUGAAGAUUCAAGCCUUCCCGAUUAUUGCUGUUGUAGCAGCCCUGCUGCCGAUAGUAAAGUGCGCUCCAGGAGAAAGCGCUACGGAGGAAGAAGACCGAUCAUGUGAGAAAAAGGAGAAGGAGGCCGCAGAAGUGGGAGAAAAAACCGUUCAAAACUGCAAUUACUUUUGCGAACGUGUCAAGGGAAGCGGCGAUUAUGAAAAAAAGUACUAUAAAGAUGGUACGAAGUGCAAGUACACCGAUGAACAGACAAGCGAGUGCAUGGAUAAUUUAUGCCAGAAUCCAGAAUAUAUAAAAAAGAUGAAAGAGGAUAAGGAAAAAAACCAAGAAAACAAAAAAGAGGGAAAUCAAAAUGAAGAGGAGAAAAACAAAGAGGGAAAGAAGGAAGAAGGGAAAAAUGAAGAUGAGAAAAAGAAAGAGGAAAAGAAGGAAGAAGGGAAAAAUGAAGAUGAGAAAAACAAAGAGGAAAAGAAGGAAGAAGGAAAAAAGGAAGACGAACAAAAGGAUGAGAAGGCGGACGAAGGAGAAAAAGAGAAGAAUAAGGGGGAAAACGAAGGUCAAAAAGAAGAAGUGCCAGAAGAGAAAACAACUGCAGGCACUCAGGAGCCUUAA
Molecule: messenger RNA, 630 nt
Organism: Ixodes scapularis (black-legged tick)
Lineage: Eukaryota; Metazoa; Arthropoda; Arachnida; Ixodida; Ixodidae
Product: cilia- and flagella-associated protein 251-like
Exons: 4
Coding region: 19-630 (203 amino acids)
Source: RefSeq, a predicted model, not a curated record